AAAUAUAUAAAAUGAAAUUUUUAAUAAAUCUUAACAAUAUAUUUUUAAUAAUAGCGUUACUUUCCUAAGCUAUAUUAGGAGUUUAUAAUAAUCAUAUAUGUAAUCAUGAUACAGAAUUUAAUUUCUCAGAAGUUAAUCAUCAAACAGAAUAAGCUAGAAGAAUUUUAAAAGAAGAAGUUCUAUAAAACCCAGAAACGAAAAAUUUGCAGAUUGAUUUGCUUUAGUAACCAUAACCUAUAAGAAUUACUAUGGAUUAUAGUUUAUUUAACAUAGUGAAUGAUAAGAUAACUCAAUAUUAAAAAGAUUAAUUAAAAGGAUUAUUAUAAUAGGUUUAGGAUUAUUUGUAAAAACUAUUAAAAGUAAUUCCUGCUUAAAAGACUAUUGUAUACAAUACUAUAAAAUGUAAUAAUAUAAACAUUCCUAAAAAAUAUAGAAGAGAUGGUGAGAAUAAUUCUGAUCUCGUUAUUUGGGUUUCCUAUUAUAAUGGUCCAUUAUCUUUUUCUUUAGCUAAUGCUAUUCAUUGUUUAAUAGAUCCUAAUUUAAAAAGAGUUACUUAUGGUAUGAUUAAUAUAAAUUUAUCAAAGUUAGAUUUAGAUCAUACUUAAUCUGUAUUCAAAAGUGAUUUUAAUAAUAUAUUGCAUGAAUUUUUGCAUAUUCUAGGAUUUUCAAGAGGCUUAUAUAGAUAUUGGAUAAAUCCUUUAACCCAAAAUUUUUAUGAUGAUGAAAUAAAUAAUUAUGUAAGAACAGUUUCUAUAAGGGGAAAAUAAACUGUUAUCAUAUCUACUCCAAAUAUACUUGCUACUGCUAGAAAAUAUUUUGGAUGCCCUACUUUAUAAGGAAUGUAAUUAGAGAACGAUGGCGAUAUUAAUUCUGAUAGUUCUCAUUGGGAAAAAACAAUCCUCUUUGAUGAAUUAAUGACUGCCGACUCUUCUGAUAGGAAAUCUUUAUUGUCUAUUUUUACUAUUGCUUUAUUAAAAGAUACUGGCUAUUAUGCUGAAAUAGAUGAAAGUAUGAUUAAUAAUAUAUAAUGGGGAAAAAAUAAGGGAUGUGAUUUUGUUCUUAGAGCUUGCUAAUCUGAUACUUAUUAUCAUGAGUUUAUAAAAAUAGAAUAUACACCUGAAUAAUGCUCUUCAAAUAAUGAAGGUUAUGGGGAAAUUGUUGAAAAUAGGUUCAUGGAUAAUUGCAAAAAAAUUAACAAUUCAGUUUUUUGCGAAGAUUAUUCAAAGAAAACAAUUUAUGAUGAGUAUAAAUUGGAAUAUUAUGGGGCUAAUUCUAGAUGCUUUCAAUCUACUGCUAAUGUUGGAUAAGGUGUUACUUACAAUAAAAAUGUUCGUUGUCAUCGCGUUAUAUGUUCUCCUGAUUUUACUUAGAUUACUAUAGAUUUUCCUAACAAUAAAUUUUAAAAAUUAGUCUGUAAAAAAUAAGAUGAAGGAAAAAAAAUUUAAGUCAUUAAAGGGUAACCAGAAUUUGGUUACAUUACUUGUCCUGAUAAUUUAAGAGAAUUUUGCAGUUAUACUCCUGAAUGCCCUAAAUAUUGUUCUCGAAAGGGUAUUUGUAUAAAUGGAUAAUGUAAAUGCCAUUUUGGAUGGACGGGAUUUGAUUGUGAUAGUGAAUAAAGAUGGUGCAAUGAUUUUUUUUUAUAUGAUGGUUUUUAAAAAUGCGUUUAAUAAUGUCCUUAAGAUAAAUUUGCAAAUCCUGACAAAGUAUGUAGAGAAUCAUGUCCUAAUGGUUACUACUAAGAUAAUGAAAAUAAAAUAUGUUUAUAAUGCGAUAUAUCGUGUAUAAAAUGUUCUGGUCCUACAAUGAAUGAUUGUUUAGAAUGCGGUUUUUUGACAUAUUUAGAAGAAGGAAAAUGUGUAAAAUAAUGUAGUAAUAACUUCUAAUUAAUAGAUUAAAAAACAUGCGAAAAAUCAGUCAGUUAAGGAUGUGAGUAAGAAUGUGAGAAAUGUAAUUCUGAUGCUCAUGAAGAAUGUACUAAAUGUAAAGAAUAGUUCUUCCUUAAUUUAAAAACUAGUAAAUGUGUUCUUGCAAAUUAAUGCCCAGAAGGAACAUUCGCUAAUGGUGAUUAAUGUGCUAAAUGUCCUUAAUAAUGUUAAUAAUGCUCAAGUGAUUUAAAAACUUGUCUUUCUUAAAAUAGAUGUGAAAUAUGUGACACUAAGAAUGGUUGGGAGUUUGAUGCUGGUACUCGUCAUUGUUUUAAUAAUUAAUGCGAAGCUUCGUAAUGUCUAAAAUGUUAUGCUAAUAAUAAAAAUCAAUGCCUAUAAUAUGGUACUACAAAUAGUGAUGGUGAUAUAAUAGAUAAUAUUACAGAAGAUGGAGAUAGCGAUACAAAUAAUGGCAUUAGUUAAACUUAAAAAGAAAUUAAUAAAAACAAUGGAAAUAUUAAUAGUUAUAGUUGCUAAGCUUUAUUUUUAAUUAUUACUUCUUUAUGGCUAUGA
Molecule: messenger RNA, 2438 nt
Organism: Ichthyophthirius multifiliis
Lineage: Eukaryota; Ciliophora; Oligohymenophorea; Hymenostomatida
Product: leishmanolysin family protein, putative
Exons: 4
Biological process (GO): proteolysis; cell adhesion
Cellular component (GO): cytoplasm; membrane
Molecular function (GO): metalloendopeptidase activity
Source: RefSeq, a predicted model, not a curated record